This is a messenger RNA of Fonsecaea nubica, 2172 nucleotides long. RefSeq lists its product as hypothetical. The transcript is spliced from 4 exons. Gene Ontology annotation, biological process: protein folding. The record is from RefSeq and is a predicted model, not a curated record. The coding region runs from base 1 to 2172 and encodes 723 amino acids. Gene Ontology annotation, molecular function: ATP-dependent protein folding chaperone; ATP binding. NCBI's taxonomy places the organism in Eukaryota, Fungi, Ascomycota, Eurotiomycetes, Chaetothyriales, Herpotrichiellaceae. Gene Ontology annotation, cellular component: nucleus; cytosol.
AUGAGCGUCGUCGGCGUUGACUUUGGGGCCCAGAGCACCAAGAUUGGUGUCGCGCGCAACAAAGGUAUCGACAUUAUCACAAAUGAGACGUCGAACCGAUCUACACCAUCCUUGGUUGGCUUUGGUCCGAAGAGUCGAUACCUGGGCGAAGCCGCAAAGACCCAGGAAAUCUCGAAUCUCAAAAACACCAUCUCGUCGCUGAAACGCCUCGCCGGCCGGACCAUAAAUGACCCUGAGAUCGCCAUCGAGCAGCAGUACAUUACUGCACCUUUGGUGGAUGUCAAUGGCCAGGUGGGAGCCGAAGUCACAUACCGCGGGGAGAAGCAAAAAUUCACGGCUGUCCAAUUGAUUGCCAUGUAUCUGGGGAAGAUCAGAGACACGGCCAGCAAGGAACUAAAACUUCCCGUCUCGGACGUGGUCAUCAGCUGCCCGCCAUGGUUCACCGAUACCCAGCGAAGAGCCAUGCUCGAUGCCGCCGAGAUUGCCAACCUCAAACUCCUCCGCCUCAUCAACGACAAUACGGCCAUCGCCCUGGGUUACGGUAUCACAAAAUCCGACCUUCCUGACGGUGAGGCUAAGCCACGUCGAGUGUGCUUUGUGGACAUUGGCUACAGCGACUACACCUGCUCCAUUGUCGAAUUCCGCAAGGGUGAGCUGGCUGUCAAGGCCACCACCUUUGACCGGCAUUUCGGUGGACGCAACAUCGACAAAGCCCUCGUAGACCAUUUUGCGGCGGAAUUCAAAGAGAAGUUCAAGCUCGACAUCACCAGCAAUCCAAAGGCCAUCACCCGUGUCGCCGCGGCUGCCGAGAAGCUGAAGAAGAUCCUUUCCGCCAAUGCCCAGGCCCCUCUCAGCAUCGAGUCUCUGAUGGAUGACAAGGAUGUCCGAGCCAUGUUGAAGCGUGACGAAUUGGAGGAAUUGAUUAAGCCACUUCUCGAUCGAGUUACUGCCCCGCUUGAACAGGCCCUGGCCGAAGCCAAGGUAAAGAUCGAAGAUAUCGAUGCCAUUGAGAUGGUGGGUGGGUGCACUCGCGUUCCGUCCAUCAAGGACCGAAUCAGCAAAUUCUUUGGCAAGCCUCUCUCGUUCACUCUCAAUCAGGACGAAGCUAUCGCUCGGGGCUGUGCAUUCAGUUGCGCCAUCCUCUCACCUGUCUUCCGUGUCCGAGACUUCUCGGUCCACGACAUCGUCACCUACCCCAUCGAGUUCACCUGGGAGCAAUCACCGGAUAUUCCGGAUGAAGAUACGAGCUUGACCGUCUUUAACAAGGGCAACGUCAUGCCCUCGACCAAGAUCCUAACCUUCUACCGCAAACAGCCCUUCGAUCUGGAAGCUCGGUACGCCAAGCCGGAAUUGCUUCCCGGAAAGAUCAACCCCUGGAUCGGGCGCUUCUCCGUCAAAGGAGUCAAGGCUGACGAAAAGGACGAUUUCAUGGUGUGCAAACUCAAGGCGCGGCUGAACCUGCACGGCAUCCUCAACCUCGAAAGCGGUUACUACGUGGAGGAUGUCGAAGUGGAGGAACCUGAGCCGGAAGCAAAGAAAGACGGCGACGCCAUGGAGACAGAUCAACCCAACGGCUCUGCCGAACAGGCCAAGCCCAAGAUGCGUAAGGUCAAGAAGCAAGUGCGCAAAGGCGAGCUGCAGCUGGUCGCAGGAACUGCGUCGCUGGAUGAGGCAGCCAAGACUCGACUUGGUGAAUUGGAAAAUGCCAUGUACAUGGAAGACAAGCUCGUGACAGAUACUGAAGACAAGAAGAACGAGCUGGAGGCAUUCAUCUAUGAGCUCCGGGGCAAGAUCGAAGAACAAUACGCCGACUUUGCCAGCCAAGAAGAGAAGGACAAGAUCCGAGAGAAGCUGGAGCAGACAGAGGAUUGGCUGUACGAUGAAGGGGAUGAUGCCACCAAGGCACAGUACGUGGCCAAGAUGGACGACAUCCGAUUCGUUGCAGGUCCCGUGAUCCAACGCUACCAAGACAAGAUCGAAGAGGAGCGACAAGCAAUUCUCAAAGCGCAAGAGGAGGAGGCGGCUAAAAAGAGAGCAGAGGCUGAAGCCAAGAAGAAGGCGGAAGAGGAGGCCAAGAAAGGGGCGGAUGCACCAUCAGACGAGCCCAAAGAUACCGAGAUGAAAGAUGCAGACGGCGAGGCCAUCAAGCCCGACAGCGUUGAGGAGAAAUAG